Messenger RNA from Medicago truncatula (barrel medic), 1084 nucleotides. Its product is annotated as chalcone--flavonone isomerase 1B-2. NCBI's taxonomy places the organism in Eukaryota, Viridiplantae, Streptophyta, Magnoliopsida, Fabales, Fabaceae. Gene Ontology annotation, molecular function: chalcone isomerase activity. The coding region runs from base 141 to 818 and encodes 225 amino acids. Gene Ontology annotation, biological process: flavonoid biosynthetic process. The record is from RefSeq and is a predicted model, not a curated record. The transcript is spliced from 4 exons.
AUCAGGCAUAUGUUUCUCACCCCCUAAAUAUACAUGAUUGAAAUUGAAAUGCCUCACAUAUAAGCACUUCUCACUCAGGGUCAAAUCUUAUUUAUAGUGAUAAAAAAACACUGAUAGAUCAAACAGAAAGUUGUAUAGGUAUGGCGACAGCAGCACCCACAAUCACCGGAGUGAAGGUGGAGAAUAUUGAAUUUCCGGCAGUGGUGACACCUCCUGCCUCCCCCAAGUCCUAUUUCCUCGGUGGUGCAGGGGUGAGGGGGUUAGAUAUUGAUGGAGAAUUUGUGAAGUUCACUGGAAUAGGAAUUUAUUUGGAAGAAAAAGCUGUAGCAUCACUCACUCCUAAGUGGAAAGGCAAAACUCCAUCUCAGCUCUUUGAAUCCCUUGAAUUCUAUCGAGAUAUCAUCAAAGGUCCCUUUGAGAAAUUUAUUCGAAGUACAAAGGUGAGAACACUAGAAGGUAGUGAAUAUGUGAGAAAGGUGUCAGAAAAUUGCAUUGCCCAUAUGAAAUCUGAAGGAACAUAUGGCGAUGCAGAAGAAAAAGCCAUUCAAGAAUUUAGAGAAGCUUUUAAGGAUCAAUUUUUUCCACCAGGAACUGCUGCUUUCUACAGACAAUCACCAAAUGGAGCAUUAGGGCUUAGAUUCUCCAAAGAUGAGACAAUACCUGAACAUGAGUAUGCUGUUAUAAACAACAAGCCGCUUUCGGAAGCAGUGUUGGAGACCAUGAUUGGAGAAAUCCCUGUUUCCCCUGCUUUGAAAGAGAGUUUGGCUACAAGAUUUUAUGAGUUUCUGAAGAUUGACAACUUCAACAUUCGAAACUGAUAUUUGAAAAAUGAAAACUGUUAUCUAUAAUCUUAAAGGCGAGGGGCAUGAUCUUUCAAUGCAUUAUGAUGCAAUAAACGAAUAAUCCAAGUGACAUAUCUAUAAGUCACAUGAUAAUGUUACUUUAUUUUUGAAUUUGCUAUCACAAGUCACAACAGUUUGUGGACUUGGUACGUCAUUAUUUGAAAUGAAUGGCUUAGUUACCUGGUUGUUUUUUAAUCUGUUUGUGCAUCAUUUAUGAAAAAAAGUUAUUAUUAUUUAUUUUA